UCUUGCAGUUUCUUUUGGUUUCCCAUGUACACAUUCUAGGAGCCAAGGAAGCGGGAAGAAAAGGAUAAGGAGAAGGGAAGCAGUUAAUUAAAGAAGGGAUUUCCCAUUACUCCGUCACUCUCCCCAACCACAUUGGCCGAUUGGUCCUGCAGAAAGAGAAAGGAAAAAAAAAAAGCAAAAGAGACAUGAGGCUCACAGGAGAGUACAGUAGGCGACAACAUGAGAGGGGGGUGGACGGUGGACCCUAGGCUAUGAGCGCAAAAGGGGGUUCCCAAGGCACGAGUGUUCCCAUCCUACCGGGUAAUGGAUCGGGCGAGGGACGAUGCCAAAUGGGGGAGAAGGGUCCAUGCUUAUCAUGGGUUUCCAUCGAUGAAAGCAAUGCUGCCUUGACCUCUGACGAUUAGGCUUUGGCUAUUUGUUCUACUUGUUUUUACUUUUUUCACAAGGGACGACUGGUGCCGCGCUGGAGAUGGGGCAAGCCUCUUCUUCUUGCACGGCUCUUGCUUCUGCUGAAAUUUCGGUGAAGGUGGAGGUGGGCAGCGGCAGCAGCAGGUGGCGUGGUGUUGGUGGUGGUGAUGCUGACCUCACAUUGGGGUUGCCGGACGAGUGCCUGGCGGGGGUGUUUGGGAAGCUGGGCUUCCAUGACCGGAACACGUGCUCGCUGGUGUGCAGGAGGUGGAGAGCGGUGGAUUCCAAAUCGAGGCAGCGGCUGGUUCUGCUUGCUCGCUCCGACGUGUCGCCGUUCCUCCCGGCGCUGCUUUGUCGGUUCAGUUCCGUUUCGGUUCUGUCUUUGAAAUGUUCUCGGAAGAUUGUGAGCAUCGACGACCUGGCGCUGUCUCGAAUCCCGACGCUCUUGGCUUCGCUCAAGAAGCUGAAACUCAAGGGCUGCAUCGACGUCACCGACGAAGGCCUCCACGCCUUCUCCCUUCACCGCCCUCUUCUCCUCACGAAGCUCUCGUUCGCCUCCUGCGGAUUCGGCGCCGGUGGUCUCAUUUCUCUCAUCUCCAACUGCCCUUCUCUUCAAGAUCUCACCCUCAAGCGCCUCCGCAAGCUGGACGCCCAGAAUGUGCCCUUGUCCUUCGACCACCCCCACCGCCUGGAGCGCCUUUGCAUCAAGGAUCUCCACAAUGCUCGCCUCUUCAUCCCUCUCCUCGCCGCCUCCAAGACUCUCAAAGCCCUGGUGGUCUGCCGGAGCUCCGGCAACUGGGACCCGCUUCUUGAGAGCCUCCAACAAGGAGGAGCCACUAGUGUCUCCGAGAUUCAGAUGGAGAAUGUGCAAAUGGGGGACCCAGGCCUCGUCGCCAUCUCCGCCUCCUGCCCCGACCUCGAAGUUCUAUACCUGAGCAGGGCUUCCGACUGUACGGACGAUGGUGUGUCCGCCAUUGCCAACUCCUGCAAGAAGCUCAGAAAGCUGCAUAUCGACGCGUGGAGCAGGUUCGGAAGCAGGACGAUCGGGGACGAUGGAGUGUUGUCCAUUGCAACAAGAUGCUCAAACCUCCAAGAGGUGGUUCUAAUGGGGAUCCCGGUGACCGUUGGCUCCUUCAAUAUGUUUGCUUCCAACUGCCCAGUACUAGAGCGGAUGGCAAUCUGCAAUACCGACACAGUGGGGGACUCAGAGCUGGCAGUCAUCGCUUCCAAAUUCACAGCCUUGAAGAAGCUCUGCAUCAAGAACUGCCCCAUCUCCGACACGGGAGUUAAAGCCGUCGGGGAAGGAUGCCCCAGCCUGGUGAAGUUGAAGGUGAAGAGGUGCAGGGGGGUGACACAGGCAAGCGUGUCCCAAUUGAGACUGCAGAGGGGUUCGGUGGUGGUUUCAGUUGAUGCAGGAUCAAUGAUAUUUGAGGAAGGGAUGGCGAUGGCAGAGGAAGAAACAGGGACAGCCGGAGGAGGAGGAGGAGGAGGUGGUGGUGGAGUAGAAGGGGGUGGAGGGGAGAGAACUCGGGGGGGACGAAUCAGCAGGAGGAGGAGUACAAGCACGAGCACAAGCACAAGCACAAAUGUGGUAUGCAGCAGCAGAGGGGCACUCUUACUCAGGUCUAAAUUUGAGCAUGCUCUGCAGCUCAGUAGGAGGAGUUCCUCUUCAAUUCAUGCUCCCAGAUGAUGGAUUCAUGUCUUCGAAUCAAUUUCUUUUUCUUUCUAUUUCUGUUGGUUUCGUUAUUCAACUUCCAUUGGAGUGCUUUGUUACACUUUAAAUUUCCCCUCAUUUUCCAUGGUUUCUACGCUUAGUGUUCAGCUUUGAGAAGUGGUAUAGAUUGAACUUGUUCCCAUCAAAAUCUUCUCAACCCUUCUGCUUAUUGAAUUUGUUAUUCUUAUGCUCACACAAGUUUUAAUACAAACAAUGUUAAAGACCA
Vitis riparia (riverbank grape) is the source of this 2348-nucleotide messenger RNA. Its product is annotated as F-box protein SKIP2-like. Bases 470 to 2098 code for a protein of 542 amino acids. Gene Ontology annotation, biological process: SCF-dependent proteasomal ubiquitin-dependent protein catabolic process. Gene Ontology annotation, molecular function: protein binding. NCBI's taxonomy places the organism in Eukaryota, Viridiplantae, Streptophyta, Magnoliopsida, Vitales, Vitaceae. Gene Ontology annotation, cellular component: SCF ubiquitin ligase complex. The transcript has a single exon. The record is from RefSeq and is a predicted model, not a curated record.